UCAAUGCAGAGGACACAUUUCACCACACCCACUUGUGUGUGUGUGUGUGUGUGUGAAGAUGAUCAUUGGGACUUUAACUUCAAAUGAAGCCACUGAACAUAUUCCGAUCGUUUGAUGUGUUCCUUUGCUUUAAGUGUACGUCGCUGCUCUGUUUCGAUUUUUUCGCGAUUGUCUUCCGCACUUUAAGUUCUUAUCUGUGCAUCGAUGCAUAAUGCAUCGAUUAUUUCAGGGAUCGCCCUUGCGGCGCGCGUGGGUUACGCAUCCGUUUGUCCCGGCGGACUUGCCGUACAUCGUCCGCUGCCGUUGUUGGGUCGCGGUCGUUUCCUCUUGUCACUCGGCCGGCCGGUCGACCGAGCGGCCUGCGCACGCGCUUCACCCAACUUGAAUGAAUGCGUCAUCGGUGAACGUAGCGAAGCCUCCCUCCGCGCUGGUCGUCAAGUGAAGGAGACCUCAGCGGUUCAGUCUCGUCGUCGUCGUCUCGGUGCACGGUGUUUUAGCGUAGCAUAGUUUAGCUUAGCAUGGUUGAGCCUAGCCUAGCCUAGCUCAGCUCAGUGGCAAACAAAGAGCACCUAGCAAAUGUGAUCGUCGCGCGAGCCAAAAUGUGCACAAGAGCGACAGCAAAAUUCGAGGAGGAACGUUGGGAAGCAAAGGACGACAGCAGCGCCAAUCCAGCUAGCACCGCAGACGUCGCUGACAAAGAUCCCCGUGCUGGCCACCGAGAGACGAGCUCCCUUCCCGCUGGAGGGGGAGGAAAUGAGCUGGAGUCCCCUGGAGGGGGAGGAGAUGAGCUGGAGUCCCUUCGCGUGAAAGAAGAAGAGGAGGAGGAGGAGGAGAAACAGGGGCCUGCUUGCGUUAAGGAGGAAGAGCAGGAGGAGGACGUCACCAAGUGGCCAUCCGCCGGAGUCCCUCUCAAGAGUGAAGAUGAAGACACCGAGGAGAAAGAUCCAGGCGAGGCCAGCAGAGGGGCGGAGCUUCCCGGCGGCAGCGGUGACGGGGAUUCGGCGGCGCCCCGGUCGGACGGCGGCGGCGACGACGACCCUCCGUCACGCUCUCCUCCUCCUCACGCUCGUCGUCAGCACGAGCGCUGGAAAUGCUCCGUGUGCGGCAAAACGUACGCUUCCAAGAGCAGUUUGAAGCAGCACACCAGAAUGCACACUGGAGAGAAACCUUUUGCAUGCUCACUCUGCGGAAAACGAUUCUCCCAGAAGGGGGGCUUGACAAUACACACGCGAACACACACUGGGGAGAAACCUUUUGCCUGCCAGGCCUGCGGUAAACGCUUUUCUGAGAAGGGCAGCUUGAAACUACACGCCCGGACGCACGCGGCAGCCACCUCGUUUUUGUGCUCGGUUUGUGGCGACAGGUUCCCCGGCAAGGAAGAUCUAAAAGUACACACGCGGACACACGCCAAUUGGAAACCCUAUCUUUGCACCGUCUGCGGCAAAAGCUUUGCCGCAAACAAAUACUUGCGAGAACACUCGACAACGCACACGGGCGAGACGCCCUACGCCUGUGCGCUAUGUGGCAAAGGUUUCUUCAAUAAGGGCAAUUUGACCACGCACAGCAGAAUGCAUGCUCGAGAGAGACCUUUUGCCUGCUCCCAUUGUGCGCAGCGCUUCUCUCGAGAGGAAGAUUGGCGCCAGCACGCCAGGACGCACACUGGCGAGAAGCCUUACGCCUGCACCGUUUGUGGGAACCGUUUCCUCAACAAGGGCCAUUUGACAACGCACACCAGAAUCCACGCCGGGGAGAGACCUUUCGCCUGCUCCGAUUGCGGCCAGACCUUUACUCGACGAGACCAUUUGGCGAGCCACGCGCAAACGCACACGCGCUAGCCAGCCAGCCAGCCAGCCAGCCAACGAGGCCUCGGACGGACAUGUCCAUCGACUCUCCAGGCGUCGGGCCUACACUCAAUUGUUGCUUUGGCAAAAGCCGGUCAUUUUUGCACAUUUGAAAACAAAGUCCUUCCUUCCGCAGGUGUGAAAGCACCUUUUCAACCUUUUGGAUCCAUGCGCGGCUGGCUGGCUGGCCGGCUGGCCUUUUAGAAGUUGUCUUGAUUUGGGGGUGGCUCCCGUCCACUUGCCCGUCCUGUCCUGUCCUGGCCUGUCCUGCAGGUUGCGUCCUUUCACCAACUUGCUUUCUUUGGCAGCGCUCUUUAGGCAGAAUUUCACACCCAAGCCAUACAUGUAUUGGAAUGAAAUUGCAUCGUUUCCAUUCGUUCUACAUAAAUGGCAAAUAUAAAGGCAACAUUUGAAUGCAUCUCUUUGAUCUGUAAAUGAUUCAAUUGUGUCACCCAAUAUACGACAUCGUUCGACGCUCUUUUGUGGGUAGAUUUGGCUUUUUGCAGUCAUCUCGCGACACGAAUGAAGUCACGCGAGAUUACGUUCCCCCCCUGGGAACGUCAUCGCAGGUGACGUCUGACGUCAUUUCCUUUCAGCCACGGGUGUGUCCUCGCGAGGUGCUGCAGAUGCCACGCUAGCGACGGGAUGACGACGGAAGAGCCCACGAGCCGCUGCAGUCCUUCUCCAGUGCGGCAGCCCUCGGGACGCCCGCCGCCAGCUACCUCUUUGAUGGUGCGCACCACCUCGAACUCGGCCGAGGUGUUGAAGUUGUAGCCUUCCUUGCGCAGGAGCAGGCGCAGGUAGCGCGACACGUCCCUACCGGCGACGUCCACCCGCAUGAUGGAGUGCGGGAUGGCAAAGCC
Molecule: messenger RNA, 2704 nt
Organism: Syngnathus acus (greater pipefish)
Lineage: Eukaryota; Metazoa; Chordata; Actinopteri; Syngnathiformes; Syngnathidae
Product: oocyte zinc finger protein XlCOF6.1-like
Exons: 4
Coding region: 600-1835 (411 amino acids)
Biological process (GO): regulation of cytokine production; negative regulation of transcription by RNA polymerase II; regulation of immune system process
Cellular component (GO): nucleus; chromosome
Molecular function (GO): DNA-binding transcription repressor activity, RNA polymerase II-specific; RNA polymerase II transcription regulatory region sequence-specific DNA binding; chromatin insulator sequence binding
Source: RefSeq, a predicted model, not a curated record